Molecule: messenger RNA, 819 nt
Organism: Yamadazyma tenuis ATCC 10573
Lineage: Eukaryota; Fungi; Ascomycota; Pichiomycetes; Serinales; Debaryomycetaceae
Source: RefSeq, a predicted model, not a curated record
GAACACGCUAACCAAUACACAAAAUGUUCAAUUUGGUCACACGGGCUCAGGCCAUCUCCAAUCAUGCAAUUACGUGCACGGCCAUAAUAGCUGCAUUGGUGAUUGUGUCCUCCUUUUUCCAACUACAACUCGACCAGGUCUGGUCGUUGAAUACCACAUCUAUUUCGAAUGUUCAAGCGGGUGCGCUGUUGAAAGGAUCAUUCCAAUAUGGGGCCAAGAACGGUAAACAAAAGGAAAACUCCAUCAUAAAGUUCGAUCUCGAUGCCGAUUUGACCCCCUUAUUCAAUUGGAACACCAAGCAGGUGUUUGUAUAUUUAACUGCUGAGUACCCUGGUAAAAGCGAUGGCUCCUCUAAUAAAGUCACAUAUUGGGAUAAAAUCAUCACCUCCAAAGAUGAUGCUGUAUUGUCGUUGAAGAAUCACCGGGCCAAGUAUAGUGUAUGGGAUGUGGAAAACUCCUUCAGGCAAAGAGAUGCUGAGCUUAAGUUGGAAUGGAACAUCCAACCUCACGUUGGACCAUUGAUAUUUGGUCAAACUUCUGCCACUACUCCUUUCACCUUCGCCGAAGUGAAAACAAAGAAGGACCGUGCUUAAAUAGUGUUGUAUUAUAUACAUAUUUUGCCUGGUUGGUUUUUCUAUUUACAUAAAAUGGUUUUGGUCUGUGGUGUUUUGCUGAUAUUCAUAAUCAUCGAUGUGAUCGUCAAGUUGGGCGUCUCUAUCUGUGUCUCUGUCCAUAUCAUCGUCCAGCUUGAAUAUCCUCCGGAGUGCUCGCCGGGUUCUUAUACGUCUUUCUAGGAAUGACUCUAUUUUGUCUGCGGGA